Molecule: messenger RNA, 1754 nt
Organism: Cuscuta campestris
Lineage: Eukaryota; Viridiplantae; Streptophyta; Magnoliopsida; Solanales; Convolvulaceae
Source: the annotation of a GenBank genome assembly
GCAGACUUCUCCCGUGGUCUGAGAUCCCUGCAAGCCUCCCAUUGGACCAUCCAGGCUAACCUUGAGAGGAUGAGAGAAUCUGUGCAGGGGCCUGCAACUCCCCAAUCUCGUCCUGACUUGCUUGCCCUCAAUGCUUUGCAUCUCAUGGAACAGCAAUCAUUCCUUACUUUGACUGAGGAGUACCUGGGUGGAGCAUCAGGGAACUUCUGGGUUGUUGUGCUUCUGAGGGAAAGGGAAUUGGCUGCCAGGGCCUUGCAACAGGAGGUUGACUCCCUGGAACAACAAGUCCAGAUCCUGCAAGGGGAGAGUGCUCGGCUCCAAGCAGAUAGCUCAACGGAGCUAGCAGCUGAGAGAUCCAAGGUCCAUUCCCUACAAGAUCAGAUUGUUAAUUACCAAAAAGAGACCCAGGACCUGGAAGUGCAGUUUGUUAGAUUCCGGGCACAAAUCUCCAUGCUGGAAUCAAGGGCCUCAGCUUCAGAGGGCCAGGUAGGAAGCCUGAAAGCUGAGUUGGCUGAAAGGGAGUCCCGGAUUUCUGCGCUGGAGGAUUCCCUCCAGGAUGCCAAGCGUGAGAGCUCCCGUUACAACGAAUUCGCCCUGAAGCAGAUGGAGGCAAGACGACUCGACCUUGAGAAGUCUCGGGGAGUGUACACCCGGGUCCCGGCGUGCUUCCUAGCAGUGCCAGGGCGGAAGUCUCUUCAGGUUGUCCUGGCACUUCUCGUCCGCAGAAGAGACGCCAUCCCCACUCAGGAGCUUCCCGGCUGGUCUCUGGUGCGAGGCCUUCUUCUCAGGGUUCCCCUUCCCCUCAGCAGUUGUAUGGACAGCCACCUGAGGAAUGGGGGGACUAUGACAUGGGGGGAAACAGGCUUCCCUUUAUACGCAGGGAAAAGGACGGAACCUUCCGGGAUCCACCUCCUCCCGCCGUAUAAGCGGAGUCUGGCCUUGAAUCCUUCCCUCAUGCCCUACCGUCCUCCCGGCUCGGCUUCAAAGGGACGACCGGAUGGUGCCAACGGAGGGGAUGCCUUUCAAUCCCAACCCGUUGGUUCCGUUUCGUAUCUUUUGAAUGUCAUGAAGGGAGACCGGUGGGCACCUUCAUGGGAUCGCCUGGAUGGUAUCCGUGGGGUUGGCUUUAGAUCCCUACCCGUUGGUACCAUUCUAAGUCCUGUGAAUGUCAUGAAGUGUCUUCGGCGGACACUCUCCAUGCCCCCCCAGCUCUGGGGUCCUUUUCCGGUUCAGGCAAGGAAACAAGGGACGUCUUCUUCUUCAGAUGAUGACUUGUCCAUCUCCCUAGCCCAAUCGAAUGACAUGGCCGGGUUGAGUCCCGGCGAGUUCUCGAGGCUUUAUCCGGCGCCCCGACUUCCUGCACCAUCUCCUCCCAGUCCACCCAGGCUUCCCUCCGGGGAGGUAGACUGGGACUCCAUGACUCUUCAGGACUUCGCCUUGUACCAGAGGAUGUGCAGGGCUAAGCUUGGACGUUCUUUGCUAACUGUUGAAGCGGAACCUUCAUGUGAAAGCAGGACUGCUUCUCCGAACCUGCUGAAGCCCCCCAACAAUGGUUUUCUAUUGAAGGGAGCAGCCCCUCGUCCUGGGACAUGGGAAGAUUAUGACCUAUGGAAAACCGCUGAUUCAUCAACGUGUCCCUUGUCAAAGAGAAGGAACCCAUGGAAGGGUCCCCCACCUCCUUCUUGUUGACUGCAUGGAUGCAAUAGGCCCUCCUUCAGUUCCUAGCCUCCUGCAAAUCAAAUUUCUUUUCCUUG